AUGGCAGACUCCCUGAGGGGCGGCCCGUGGGGCUAUGGCGACAUCAUUGUGCUGCUGCUUCCCAUCAUCUUUCUGGUGUGGGCGGUUGUGAAGCGCAACCCGAUGCAGUCCACUGUUAGUCUGCCGCUAUCGGCGGUGCUGAUGUUCUUCAUCAAGCUGAUUUACCUCGGUUCUCACCCGCACGACACUACAGCGAACGUGAUAUCUGGUGUGCUUGGUGCGAUGACGCCCGUCAGCAUUGUGGCCGGCGCUAUCUACCUCUUCGACUGCAUGGAGUCAUCGGGUUGCUUGGCAUGGAUGAUCGCCACCAUGAAGGCCAUCACCAAGGGCCACCCGGUGGCGGAGGUGAUGCUGAUCGGCUGGGGCUUCCACUUCCUGGUUGAGGGCGCCUCUGGCUUCGGGACUCCUGCGGCUCUGGCGGCGCCCAUUCUUUAUUCGAUGGGCCACGGCAAGCUGGAAGCGGUCGUGUGUCUGCUCCUCUUCAACGGCUUCUCGGCCACCUUCGGCGCUGUGGGGACCCCGAUGUGGUUUGGAAUUGGGGAGGCCACUGGAUUGGAUGUCGAGGGGCAGGUUAAGGUAGGGCGCGUGGCGACAAUCAUGCUGGUAGUCAACGCGCUGCUGCUAGUGCCCUUGAUUGUGCGGGUUCUAGUGCCAUGGCAGGACGUGAAGAAGAAUUUGCUGUUCAUAUACCUCAGCAUCUUCAGCAUCAUGCUUCCGAUGCUCGGCAUCUCCUUCUUCUCUGCGGAGUUCCCCACAAUCGUCGGCGGACUCGUCGGCCUGGCCUCCACUGCGCUGCUCAUCGUGUACGGCGUCGGCCUGAGGCCCGUCAGCGGCAAGACGCCGCAGAGCUCUGCCGAUGCGCAGUCGGAUGCCGCGGCCGGCGACGUGGAGCGCCCGCCUUCUACUGACCAGGUGGCUGAACAGCAUUCCGCGGCAGCUCGGGAGCAGCAGGCUGCGAACGCGGGGGACAUCUACCUGGACGCCGACAUGAUCGAGACCCUCGCCAAUCGGGGCAACGCCAUGAACAUCAUACCGCGCGCGGUAUCCGAGGCCUCGCUCCGUCCUGUGGCGCAGCGCUCCGCCGUCAUCUCCGUGGGCACGGCCCCGUCUGGCAGCAAGGGCUCUGAAGACAAUGGCGAGACCACGCAGCAAUCCGAGACGGGGGUGGUUGCCGCGCUGCUGCGCACUUCUCCGAUCACAUUGACUGUGCUGUUGCUGGUGCUGACGCGCAUCGAGCCCAUCGGACUGAAGGAGCUGCUGACUGACAAGGAGCCCAGCUUCACGCUGGACCUGAAGCAGAUCGGCGACUUCUCGCUCUCGGCCUCGCUAGUCUUUAGCCUGAAGGACAUCAUGCGUGCGCCUACAACGAAGACUUGGACCUACGCCGCCCUGUAUGUGCCGAGCAUCCUCCCCUUCUUCGUCGUGGGGAGCGUGACGCUGGCGCUCUACAGGCGGGAGCUGAAGACGGGCCCGACGAGCAUCAUGCGCGGGGUAGUGAGCCGCAUGCAGAAGCCACUUGUAGCGCUGGCGGGGGCGCUCAUCUUGGUCGAACUGCUGCGAGGCACGGAUCUGUACGCCGACUCUCCGGCCUUCAUCAUCGGAGUGCGCAUGUCCGAUUUGCUCAGCUAUGGCUUCCUGCUACUUUCGGCAGCCCUGGGCUCUCUCGGCGCCUUCUUCUCUGGCUCGACGACCAUCUCCAAUCUGACCUUCGGGCAGGUCCAGCAGGUUGCUGCCGAGAAUUUGAACGUCGACAUGUACGCUUUGCUUGCUCUGCAGGGGGUGGGCGCAGCGAUCGGCAACGCCGUUUGCCUGGCCAACAUUAUCUCCGCCAGCACCGUCAUUGGCCUGACCGUGCCAGAGGGGGUGGUACUCAAGAAGGUCUUCCCGCUGGUUGCCGCGUUCUGCGGAAUCAGUACCGUCGUUUGCCUGCCCUUCCUGCUUGCGUGA
This is a messenger RNA of Prorocentrum cordatum, 1947 nucleotides long. The record is from the annotation of a GenBank genome assembly. Lineage: Eukaryota; Dinophyceae; Prorocentrales; Prorocentraceae.